This is a messenger RNA of Ananas comosus (pineapple), 1470 nucleotides long. RefSeq lists its product as uncharacterized. Lineage: Eukaryota; Viridiplantae; Streptophyta; Magnoliopsida; Poales; Bromeliaceae. Bases 246 to 1208 code for a protein of 320 amino acids. The record is from RefSeq and is a predicted model, not a curated record. Gene Ontology annotation, cellular component: Cul4A-RING E3 ubiquitin ligase complex; membrane. The transcript has 8 exons. Gene Ontology annotation, biological process: protein ubiquitination.
GGUUUCGCGUUCCGACGCGCCGAUUCCGAAACGUUAUUAUCCCCCGAUAAAUCGCCGAAUAUCGGCCGAUAUAUCGCCGAUACGGUUUCCCCCUUCCUCUAUUUCUUCGUCGUCGUCUCCCCCGAUCCUAAAUUUGGCCCCGAUUUGAUCGGCGCUUCGCUCCCUCUUCCUCCUCGUCUCUUUGCCCUACGCGCUCGGGCUCGGGAUCGCGCGAUCAUUUCCCGAUUUUUUCUUUUUCGCGGCGCAUGGCGAGGAAAUGGUGUCGGAGAUCGGAUUCCUCGGCGGCGGCGGCGGCGGCGGCGGCGGCGGCGGUGGGGAUGAGCCUCCUCUUCGCCUCGGCGAUCGCGUCCGCGGAUCGCCGAUCCGAAGUCGAAGCCUCGGGAGAAGCUUCUAGAAGCGGCUCGAUCGUCCCCGAUUACUUCCUCCGGCUCGCCGAUUUUCUGUGGCGAUCCGAUGGAUCCUCGUACCAACACGUUUGGCCGCCUAUGGAAUUUGGGUGGAGGAUCGUGUUGGGAUCCGUGAUCGGAUUCAUGGGAGCGGCGUUUGGGAGCGUGGGAGGAGUCGGUGGUGGAGGGAUUUUCGUUCCCAUGCUUACUCUGAUUAUCGGAUUCGAUCCCAAAUCCUCUACCGCAUUAUCAAAAUGUAUGAUCAUGGGUGCAGCCGCAUCGACCGUUUACUACAAUCUCAAGCUGAGGCAUCCAACUUUGGAUAUGCCAAUUAUCGAUUACGACUUGGCAUUACUUGUCCAACCCAUGCUUAUGCUCGGAAUCAGCCUCGGUGUCAUAUUUAAUGUAAUAUUUCCCGACUGGAUGGUCACCGUGCUUCUGAUCAUCCUCUUCUUAGGCACAUCAAUUAAGGCAUUUAUGAAGGGUGUGGAGAGUUGGAAGAAAGAGACAAUUAUCAAGAAGGAGACCGCCAAACGCUUAGAAUCGAGUGGUCGGGCGAGUGAAGUGGAAUACCAACCACUUCCUUCUGGUCCUUCUGGUCCAGGCAAUGGUGAGCGAAAUGUGACUAAGAUGAAUGGCGACCGAGAGGUCCCAAUACUAGAGAAUGUAUGCUGGAAGGAGCUUGGUCUUCUUGUCUUUGUGUGGAUGGCAUUCCUUGUAUUGCAGGUUGCAAAGAACUACACACCAACAUGCUCCACAUGGUAUUGGGUUGUUAACUUGCUUCAGGUACUACAGUUGGCCAUUCCUUGUUUAAAUUUUUAACACCUGUUUGCUGAGGCUUCCGGAACAACAAAAUUAACCUUGAGAUGCCGUAAGAAUAUGAUUGUGCAGUGGUGGGAAGCCAUAAUGAGGUUUUGGACCCCAAAAACAGAAGCUCUAGUUCAGAGUUUCUGCUUUGGCCUUUGGUUGGAAGCUGUAAGAGGAUGAUUUUAGCGAAAAGACUAUAAGCGUCUUUUGGAAUAGCUCUUCGCAAAAAUCACUUCUAUACCAUCUGGGAUGAUUAGAUCCUUAGGCCGUUAGGCGC